CGCUCCGGUCCCGGCUGGGCCGGCCCGGGCCAUGGAGCCGGCCGAGGUGGAGUUCCUGGCCGAGAAGGAGCUGGUGACGAUCGUGCCCAACUUCAGCCUCGACCGGAUUCACCUCAUCGGGGGAGAUCUGGGUCCCUUCAAUCCUGGCUUGCCAGUGGAAGUGCCUGUGUGGUUGGCCAUUAAUCUGAAGCAGAGGCAGAAGUGUCGGCUCAUUCCCCCAGAGUGGAUGGAUGUUGGGAAACUGGAGGAAAUCCGGGAUCAGGAGCGGAAGGAGGACACCUUCACCCCAAUGCCCAGCCCCUACUACAUGGAGCUCACCAAGCUGCUGCUGAACUAUGCCUCUGACAACAUCCCCAGGGCGGACGAGAUCCGGACGCUGGUGAAGGACACGUGGGACACGCGCAUGGCCAAGCUGCGCCUGUCCGCCGACAGCUUCGUGCGGCAGCAGGAGGCUCACGCCAAGCUGGAUAACUUAACCCUGAUGGAGAUCAACACCACUGGGACUUUCCUCACCCAGGCCUUGGAUCACAUGUACAAGCUCCGGACCAACCUCCAGCCUGGCGAGGGCUCCCACUCCCAGGACUUCUGACGGGGAGCUGGGAAGGAGCUGAGGAGCUGCUUCACCUGGGCAGCCCCCACCUCCCUGCAGGGACUGCCAGCCCUCAAACCUCCCCCCAGGGCUGGGUGGGAAUUGCUCCAGAGCUGCUGCAGCAUCCCCAGAGCCUGGUGCAGGGGCUUCUUGCCCUCCCUCCCCCAGGGGUUUUUACUCUCCAUCCUGGGGUUGUCCCCACCCCCUUUUGGGGCACUUUUACGCCCUCCCUACCUUUUUGUCAUCCCCCAAAACACAACUUUGUUCAGGGCCUGGCCCUGUCCAUGUCCCUUUCCCUAUUUACAGCUCUGGGAUGUGGCACUGAGGGUGACGCAGGGCACAGGGUGAGCUUGGGGACAUCAGCUCUUUGUCACUCUGUCCUGUCUAUCUUGGAGUCACCGUGUCCUGUCCUUGUCCCAGUCCAGGCGCCUCGCAGUUUGGUGUCACCACAUCCCCUUACCUGUGGUACAACUCGUGUGACCCCAGCUCUGUCACCACAUCCUGCCCAUUAAACACUCCUUGUGUCCCCUGGCAUGGUGGCACCAUGUCCCCACAGGGCACCAACAGAGCAUUGUCCAAGUGUCCCCACUGCAGUGUCCCUGCAGGGCAUGAAGAUCCCAGUGCCACUGGCCCUGUGUGCCUCAGAGCACGAGAAGAGGACAGUGGCACUGUCCCCAUGUCCCCUCUGGGCACAGAGAGAAGGUGGUGCCACUGUCCCUGUGUCCCCUUAGGGUGGUGCCACUGUCCCCAUGUCUCCUUGAAGUGGUGCCACUGUCCCUGUGUCCCCUCAGGGCGGUGCCACUGUCCCCAUGUCCCCUUGGGGCAUGAAGAUCAGGGCAGUACCACUGUUCUGUGUCCCCUCCGGACAAGAAAAGUGGUGCCACUGUCCCCAUGUCCCCUCGGGGCACAAAGAGCAGGCGGUGCCACUGUUCCCAUGUCCCCUGGGGCGGUGCCACUGUCCCCGUGUCCCCUCGGGGCCCCGGGCAGGGUGGCAGCUGUGCAGCCUCUCCCCGGUGACUCUGGGCGGAUCUCUCGGGUUGUACUUCAGCGAGGGAACUUCUGAGGGCAGCACAGGCCACACACUGCCUUGAAAGGCAGAAAUUUCGGGGCGGUGCUUCCAUGG
Messenger RNA from Melospiza georgiana, 1712 nucleotides. It is a transcript of the gene GINS2, whose product is annotated as GINS complex subunit 2. The record is from RefSeq and is a predicted model, not a curated record. The coding region runs from base 32 to 589 and encodes 185 amino acids. The transcript is spliced from 5 exons. Gene Ontology annotation, cellular component: nucleus; GINS complex. Gene Ontology annotation, biological process: double-strand break repair via break-induced replication; DNA replication. Lineage: Eukaryota; Metazoa; Chordata; Aves; Passeriformes; Passerellidae.